Pomacea canaliculata is the source of this 3105-nucleotide messenger RNA. RefSeq names its product Fanconi anemia group A protein-like. Gene Ontology annotation, cellular component: Fanconi anaemia nuclear complex. The transcript has 23 exons. Bases 1929 to 2969 code for a protein of 346 amino acids. Lineage: Eukaryota; Metazoa; Mollusca; Gastropoda; Architaenioglossa; Ampullariidae. The record is from RefSeq and is a predicted model, not a curated record. Gene Ontology annotation, biological process: interstrand cross-link repair.
AGAUGUGCCAUCUCAGAUCAAGACUAGAGUCACAACAGGCGAGAUACUCGAACAACUCAUCUGUAUUGCCACAGUUUCCAGGCUUCUUGCAAGAAGCUUUAGUAACAGCCACAGGAACAGAACUUGGUGAUUUGGAAGAGAGGUGCUUGCAACUGUUGCUGGAAUUGUCAAAGACCAAAGUGAUCAAAAGAACAUUACUUGCCUUUUGUCAGCAGAACAGAGGGUUAAACUAAGCACAUUAAUGCCCUUAUUGAAGAAAUGGCAGACAAGUCAACCAAGCAGGUGGCAGCACGCCAUCAGUCGUUUGGUUAAGGAUAAUUUGUCUCCUGAGCUGGCAUUGCAACUCCACAAUGAAGACAUACUUCCUUUAUAUGUUACAUUAGACAGUAUUCUUCAGAGCAAUGAGAAGUGUUUGGAACUGACUGAUCAGCUUCUUCAAAUUUCUUGUGCAAAAGACCCUGAUAUUGGUGUAUGUUAUAAAAUAUUCUCAGCUUUCAGCAGUCAUCUCAUUAAAAAGGGCUUUCCUGACAAGAAAAUAGAUGACAGCUGUCUGCAAAAGGUGAGAAAAUAUUGAAUAUUUUCUUAAAAAUGGGGAAGUAAAUUCUCCUACGACUUAACUCAUUGACGUCUGUACAAAUGGUGAUCUUUUGUUCUAGAAGAACCCAACGAUUAGCUCAUUUAACAAGGCAGGUUGCAGAGCUGAAAGCUACCUAGGGGCAUCAUUCAAAAAUGAUUUCUGGCCCAUUAUUCAUUGUAAUUAGCUGAUCUUUGAAUCGCUGAAGAUAAUUCAGGCAUCUUUGGUUUGUCUAGGAUUUGUUGUUUGUGGUGUAUCAAUGUAGUUCUGUAUACUUUUGUUUAAUAUAGAACAUCUGGCUUUGUGAAGUAUUUUUAUUCUGCCUAAUUGCAUGCUUCAGAUCAUUAUCCAUUAAUUGGUAUAGUUUGAUUAGACAAAACUAUAUAUAUACUUUUUUCUGUGAGUGAAAAUUAUACUUCUAUUUAUAAAUGUAUAUUUUUAUGUCUGCAGGCAGCUUCUAAGAUUAUGGAUGGAGUAAUGACAGGUUUAUAAAUCUGAGAUUUUUUAAAGGCUCAUAGACUCAGCAGUUCAUGGAAAAACGUCUUGCUUCCUUUUGAUAUGGCUCAACAUGAUGUGCUUGUACCACAUUCCUGUUUGAAGAAAUUUUGCACUCACACAUUGUCCUUGCUGAUAGGUUACCGACCUACUAUGAAAGUUUCUGAAGCAUUAAAGAAUCAAAAAUAUUGGAAAUCAGCUAAAAUUCCAGACAUUCUCAAAUCAGUUUUUAAACAGAUAUUGAUUCCUUUUGAAACUAGUGAAGUCCUGCAGAUAUUGCAAAGAAUUUUGGAAAAGCAAGAAGUCAACUGGCAGAUAUUACUCUCAUGUUUAGCAACAUUUCUUGUAUGCUUUCCUAAAGCUUCUGCAGGCAUACAAGAACUUGUAAGCAGACUGCUGUCAGCGAGUCUUGAGAACAAUGACAUUGAGAACACGAUACUUGGGUUCCUGUUGGCACGGCAGAGUUGUAUGGAAGGAGCCCAUGUCUUUCCUACAUAUCAGCAGUGGUUUCAGGAUUUUUUGGUGAUGGCGCCAAGACUGCAGCAGGAACAAAGAAAUCCUUCCUUUUUCUGAUGAAGUUCUUGACUGAUAUAGUGCCCUUUGAACCUGCAGGAAUUCUCAAGGCACACAUUUUGAGACCGCCAUUUGUGCCACCAAAAUGUCGAGAUGUUCUUACGGACUACAUCCUUCUUGCCAAGACACGUCUAGCAGACAUGAAGGUACCACUGGAAGAAACAAAUUCCACCAUCUAUGGAGACAAGUUUACAUCUGACACAAAUUUGUCUUCUAACCCGGGGUGCAGGAUGUUGAGAAAGCUUUAGCAGCUUUUGGUUCCACCAGCAAAGUGCCUAUCACUGUGAUGGAGGCAAGCAUAUUCCGAAAGCCGUAUUUUGUUGGAAAAUUUCUGCCAGCUUUGCUUCAGCCAAGACAUUUACCAGAUGUAGCAGACACCAGAAUGAAAUUCAUAGAAGCUCUUAAAAGUGCUGGGAAGAUCCCUUUAUCGUUGUAUUCUAAGUAUGAGGAGGCUUGUAAAAAAGAAACCAGACAACUUCUGGAGGGUGUAUUUGAAUUAGAUGAUGAGGACAAUAUGGAUGAUAUGCUUCUUGAACCUAUGGAACAGCUUAGACUUCGCCUAGCUCAGUUAAGUAAAGCAGUUGCUUCUGGAAACUCUGAAAACAAAGUUACAGAAAUUAUAUCCAUCAUCGCUGAUAAAAUUGAAAACCUGUUAAAAACUGAAGGUGAUAAAGACUGUGAAAGAAGUAAUGUGUGCUUGGUGGAAAACUGCCAGUCAGACCUGGAGUUAAAACAUGUUCAGAUAGUAGACCAGAUAAUGAACUGUGUGUGCCGUUCAGUUUAUGCUUCACAACAAGCAGACUGUUUAUGGCUUCAGCAGCUGGUGAGGAUGCUCAGUCAGCAGAAGGUCCUUCACAAAGCCUUCUUUACACGAUUUUUGCUUCUUGUGCAAAAUAAGGGCAUGCUGUUGAGUGAACAUCAUAUAGAUGGUCUUGCUAUGCUGUCAUUUUACCUUCAACUGGAUGGAUCGAUCUUCCCUUCCAUUUGUCUCAGGGCACAUCAAAGCAAGAACAAAUCUUUCCUAGCAUGUAUUUUGUUGUAUCUCCCUUGCAGGACAGAACAAACAAUGAUGUAUUCAAUUAGGUUUUUGAUGACCUAUCUGAAAACUGCUUUAAAGUACUGUGGGAAGUUGAAGACAGAUGAAAAGGACUUCAUGCAGCUGUUACCAUCUUGUCUUCUAAAACUGUUUUGCCUCCUUGUCUGGCAUCUGGUGCCAAAAACUCAACCUCUAAAGGAGUACGAGUUUCUGAUGCUGAUUGCCAGUUUGACAAGUCCAGUGUUGUGCCUGACACACAUGAUGGAGACCUAUCUGGGAGGGAUUAUGUGAUGUCCUCUGUACAGGCUGUGUACUCUUCAGUGGAAUUCCAGCAGUUACUGCAAGGCACUGAACCUUCCCUGGAAGACUGGAUUGACUUUGAGCUCAGUGUAGAUCCUUCAGAAGAUUCCCUGUCUCCAUUCCAAAG